AUGAAGCAGAGGUUCUCUUCGUUAGAUGUCAAGGCCAUCGCUCAUGAGCUGUCUACAAGCCUGGUAUCCCUCCGAGUUUCUAACAUCUACGACCUGUCCUCAAAGAUCCUUCUAUUCAAGUUCGCAAAACCUGAAGUGAAGAAGCAACUUCUCAUAGAUUCCGGCUUUCGAUGUCAUCUUACCGAGUUUGCGCGCACUACCGCUGCCGCCCCCUCUGUCUUCGUUCAGAAGCUACGUAAAGUUUUGAAAACUCGACGAGUUACCGCCGUUUCACAAAUAGGUACCGAUCGCAUCAUUGAGUUUCAGUUCAGCGAUGGCCAAUACAGACUGUACCUGGAGUUCUUCGCCAGCGGCAACGUAAUCUUGACGGACAAUGAGCUCAAGAUCCUAACACUACUCCGGAACGUUCCAGAGGGGGAAGGCCAGGAACCACAACGCCCAGGCCUGACAUAUUCGUUGGAAAAUAGACAAAACUAUCGCGGCGUCCCGGAUCUAACAAAGGAGCGUAUCAAAGAUGCGCUGCAGACCAUCAUUCAAAAGGCCGCAGCUUCAGCUACCGCGGGCAAGAAAAUCAAGAAGAAAUCAGGGGACCAGUUACGAAGAGGACUUGCGACAACCAUCACCGAGCUUCCUCCGAUCUUGGUUGAUCAUGCCAUGAAAGUUACUGCGUUCGAUUCGACCGUACAGCCAACUGCGGUGUUGGAAAAUGAAGGACUUCUUGACCAUUUGUUGCGAUCACUUGAGGAAGCUCGCAAACUGGUUCAGGAAGUAGGUAGCUCCGAUAACUGUAAGGGUUACAUACUCGCGAAAACGAGACCAGGCCCCCAGAGCAUGCCAUCAGAUGACACAGGCGGGGACGAGAAGCCAAAUAGAAACUUACUGUACGAGGACUUCCAUCCAUUCUUACCUUGCCAGUUUGAAGAAGAUCCGGAAUACACCGUCCUCACUUUCGACAACUUUAAUAAGAUGGUGGAUGAGUUCUUCUCUUCCAUAGAAGGACAGAAAUUAGAAUCACGCCUAACCGAAAGGGAGGCGGAUGCCAAACGAAAAUUGGAUGCCACCAAAGCUGAGCACGCCAAGCGCAUUGAGGGCCUUCAGGCAGUCCAACAACUUAAUAUACGUAAAGCAAGUGCGAUAGAAGCUAAUGUCGAAAGAGUUCAAGAGGCUAUGGAUGCCGUCAAUGGGUUGAUAAUGCAGGGGAUGGACUGGGAGGACAUUGGCAAGCUUGUCGAUCGGGAACGUCGGCGCCACAACCCGGUGGCUGCCAUCAUCGUAUCCCCUCUGAAGCUACACGAGAAUACCAUCACUGUACUCCUCGGAGAAGCUGAGGUGGAAGAGGAAGAGGAAAGUGAUGCUUCUGAUACCGACUCAGUAGACUCGGACGAUAGCGAUUACGGCGGCACAGAAGCAUCUGCGCAGAAGACGCGGGAAACUAGGCUAACCGUCGACAUUAAUCUCGGUCUCACACCUUAUGCCAAUGCAGGAGAAUACUAUGGUGAGAGGAAAGUGGCUGCCGUAAAGGAGCAAAAGACGAUGUUACAGUCAAAGACUGCAUUGAAAAAUGCGGAGCAGAAAAUUACUGCCGAGUUAAGAAAGGGGUUAAAACAAGAGAAGCCAGUUCUACAACCGAUUCGGAAACAAUUCUGGUUUGAAAAGUUUAUAUGGUUCAUCUCAUCAGACGGUUAUCUCGUCCUAGGCGGGAAGGAUGCUCAGCAAAACGAGAUGCUUUAUAGACGAUAUCUGAAGAAAGGAGACGUAUAUGUACACGCAGAUCUUCACGGCGCGCCGAGCGUACUCAUCAAGAAUAUCCCCAACACACCCGAAGCCCCUAUACCGCCCUCAACCUUAUCACAAGCUGGAUCUUUGGCGGUCUGUGCUUCAUCUGCCUGGGACUCAAAGGCUGGUAUGGGUGCAUGGUGGGUAAAUGCGGAUCAAGUAUCGAAAUCAGCACCAACUGGAGAAUAUCUAACCACUGGCAGCUUCAUGAUACGAGGGAAGAAGAACUUCUUGCCUCCUGCGCAAUUGUUACUAGGGCUUGCAUUGAUGUUUAGGAUAAGUGAGGAGAGUAAAGCAAAACACGUCAAGCAUCGUCUUUAUGAUCUGUCGGAAUCAAACCCAAACAAACAGGUUUCUGCAGGCACUUCUGACGAGGCGGCACCAAGUACUCAGGAAAGGGUCGAUGCAGAAGAUGACAACAGUGACUCGGGGAAUGAUGAUGAUGUAAGGAAUGAAGAGGACGCUGAACGGAAAUCAAACCCCCUUCAACCCAUAGAAAGGGAUGAUAACGAAAACGAAUCGCCAGAGAGAACCGAAGACCCUCCCGUGCAAGGGGUUGGUAGCAUGACAAUUUCCGAGGAAUUCCCUAUUGCUGGCUCCUCUAGUCCCGCUCUAGAAACAGAAAAUAAAAUUCAAGACGAACAAGAGGAUGAACAAGAAGAAGAUACCGAAAUAACAACUCAAGCUGACCUAACACCUUCGAGGACAACUGCAGAGAGCCCAGCACCCAAAUCAUCGGGAAAGUCAACACCCCAACCCCUUAAGAAGGGGCAGCAACCCAAACGCGGUCAACGUAACAAAGCUAAGAAAAUAGCUGCCAAGUACAAAGACCAAGAUGAGGAGGACCGUGCCGCGAUCGAAGCUCUCAUAGGUGCUAAAGCUGGCAGGGAAAGGGCAGAAGCCGAGGCAAAGGCUAAGGCGGAACGCGAGGCACAGCGCGUAGCGGCUCUUGAACGUCGCCGAGCGCAACACCAACGGCAGCAACGCGAGACCGCCGAGCAUGAAGAGGUUCGCAAGAUGAUGCUCGACGAGGGAAUUGACAUGUUAGAUGCCGACGAGGCAGCCAGUCUGACGCCCCUUGACUCGCUCGUCGGCACACCACUCGCAGGCGACGAGAUCCUCGAGGUAGUUGUGGUGUGCGCCCCUUACAGCGCCCUGAGCCGCUGCAAGUACAAGGUCAAGAUGCAGCCGGGCGCGCAGAAAAAGGGCAAGGCCGUGAAGGAGGUUCUGGACGCGUGGAAGACGGCUUCCACAAAGAAGGGCGUCGUCGACGAGAAGAGCGAGGACAAGGAGAAGAUGUGGCCCCGCGAGGUGGAGCUCCUCAAGGCACUGAAGCCUGAGGAGGUCAUCAAUGUUGUUCCUGUCGGGAAGCUGAGGGUUAUGCUUAGUGGAGGGGGGGGAGACGCGAAGGGGAAGGGAGGGGGUAAGGGAAGUGGUGGUGCUUCGAGUCGUGGGAAGAAGAGAUAGGAGGCUCUGUAUGCUGUUUUGACUUCCAGAUACUUAGUAGGGGGUACUAGAGGCAUACAUUAUACCCCUAGGUAGAUUUAAAUUACUACGAGUCCCGGCGCGCUAUUGGAUGAUCGUGUCUCGAUUCGGGAAAAUUAUUUAUUGUAUAAACUCAAUACCAUAGCGGGGGACCCCCUAUCCGCGAGAAUUAUUAUAAGCUUUAUCCAGCGAAUCUACCCAUCCCAAUGAUAG
Messenger RNA from Hypoxylon fragiforme, 3474 nucleotides. RefSeq lists its product as uncharacterized. Gene Ontology annotation, molecular function: tRNA binding; ribosomal large subunit binding. The coding region runs from base 1 to 3243 and encodes 1080 amino acids. NCBI's taxonomy places the organism in Eukaryota, Fungi, Ascomycota, Sordariomycetes, Xylariales, Hypoxylaceae. Gene Ontology annotation, cellular component: RQC complex. The record is from RefSeq and is a predicted model, not a curated record. The transcript has 2 exons. Gene Ontology annotation, biological process: ribosome-associated ubiquitin-dependent protein catabolic process; rescue of stalled cytosolic ribosome.